Messenger RNA from Halteromyces radiatus, 1353 nucleotides. RefSeq names its product homocitrate synthase. Gene Ontology annotation, cellular component: mitochondrion. Gene Ontology annotation, molecular function: homocitrate synthase activity. The record is from RefSeq and is a predicted model, not a curated record. Lineage: Eukaryota; Fungi; Mucoromycota; Mucoromycetes; Mucorales; Cunninghamellaceae. The transcript has 3 exons. The coding region runs from base 12 to 1331 and encodes 439 amino acids.
AUAUAACAACCAUGACCACCAAAGACCCCACCAAAAAGUUAGAGGCCAACGAUGCAUCAAGACCAAGAGAACCCAUUGCUUCUCCUUACAUGCCUAAAUAUCCUGACCCAAUGUCAAAUAUCUCCCGUUUCAAAAUUAUUGAAUCUACUUUACGAGAGGGUGAACAAUUUGCCAAUGCUUUUUUUGAUACAGAAAAGAAGGUAGAAAUUGCAAAGGCAUUGGACGAAAUUGGUGUAGAUUAUUUAGAAUUGACAUCACCUGCAGCUUCUGAACAAUCACUGAACGAUUGUCGUGUGAUAUCUAAUUUGGGAUUGAAGGCCAAGAUCUUGACUCAUACACGAUGCCAUAUGGAUGAUGCGAAAUUGGCGAUUGACACUGGUGUAGAUGGUUUGGAUGUGGUCAUUGGCACUUCUAGUUAUCUACGUGAAUUCUCUCAUGGAAAGGAUAUGGAUUACAUCACUGAAAAGGCUAUUGAAGUUAUUACAUUUAUCAAAAGCAAAGGUUUGGAGGUGCGAUUUUCCACUGAAGACUCUUUCCGUUCUGAUCUCGUGGAUUUGUUGUCUAUUUACAAGGCUGUUGAAAAAGUAGGUGUGGAUCGUGUGGGUAUUGCUGAUACUGUGGGUUGUGCUAAUCCUCGUCAAGUCUAUGAAUUGGUACGAACUUUACGAAGUGUGGUUAGUUGUGAUAUUGAAUGUCAUUUUCAUAAUGAUACUGGUUGUGCUAUUGCCAAUGCUUAUGCAGCGCUGGAAGCUGGAGCCACUCAUAUCGAUACUUCUGUUUUGGGUAUUGGAGAACGAAAUGGUAUCACACCCUUAGGCGGAUUGUUGGCAAGAAUGUAUACAGCAGAUAAAGAUUAUGUGAUGAACAAAUAUGAUUUGACCAAGAUUCGAGAUGUGGAAAAUAUUGUGGCAGAAUCAGUACAAGUGACGGUACCAUUCAAUAAUUACAUCACUGGAUAUUGCGCAUUCACUCACAAGGCAGGUAUUCAUGCCAAGGCGAUUCUGAACAAUCCUUCUACUUAUGAAAUUCUGAAUCCUGAAGAUUUUGGUAUGAACCGAUAUGUUUCUAUUGGUCAUCGACUUACUGGUUGGAACGCUGUCAAGAACCGAAUUGAACAACUGAACUUGGGUUUGACCGAUGAUGAUGCCAAACAAGUCACACAAAAGAUCAAGGAACUGGCCGAUAUUCGUCCGCUUAGUUUGGAAAACGUCGAUGUCUUGCUUCGACAUUAUCAUCAAGCAAAGGAUCAAGGUACUCACUCUCAGGCUUUGGACAAGAUAGAAACUCCCGAUAUGAUCUCUUCUGUGGCCACUGCCUCCGUACAACAUUAGUCACUUCUCUAUACUUUCUUUC